CCGCCGAGGAAGUCGCCGCGAUGUCCGAGACCGCUCCCACCGCCGCCCCCGAUGCGCCCGCGCCCGGCGCCAAGGCCGCCGCCAAGAAGCCGAAGAAGGCGGCGAGCGGCUCCAAAGCCCGCAAGCCCGCGGGGCCCAGCGUCACCGAGCUGAUCACCAAGGCCGUGUCCGCCUCCAAGGAGCGCAAGGGGCUCUCGCUCGCCGCGCUCAAGAAGGCGCUGGCCGCCGGCGGCUACGAUGUGGAGAAGAACAACAGCCGCAUCAAGCUGGGGCUCAAGAGCCUCGUCAGCAAGGGCACCCUGGUGCAGACCAAGGGCACCGGCGCCUCCGGCUCUUUCCGCCUCAGCAAGAAACCCGGAGAAGUCAAGGAAAAAGCGCCCAAGAAGAGAACUGCUGCAGCCAAGCCCAAGAAGCCGGCGGCCAAGAAGCCCGCCAGCGCCGCCAAGAAGCCCAAGAAGGCGGCGGCGGUGAAGAAGAGCCCCAAGAAGGCGAAGAAGCCGGCGGCCGCAGCGGCCAAGAAAGCAGCGAAGAGCCCCAAGAAAGCCGCAAAGGCAGGCCGCCCCAAAAAGGCAGCGAAGAGCCCGGCUAAGGCAAAAGCGGUGAAGCCCAAAGCAGCCAAGCCCAAGGCAGCCAAACCCAAAGCGGCCAAGGCAAAGAAGGCAGCGCCCAAGAAGAAGUAAAUCGCACCAGGAGAGUUUUGUUCUACACACUUUGUUAUCCAACGGCUCUUUUAAGAGCCACCCACACUUUCCCUAAAGGAGCUGAUGCACCCAAGGUCGUCCGUAACCUGCAGCAGGGGUCCGGCAAUUCGUAAGUCGUCAAGAGGUCAAUUCUGUGUUGUUUUUGUUGUUCCCUAGGAUUAUCAAAAGAUGUACUAAAGGACGCGGUAGAGCGCGGCGGCUUUAGGGAAGUGUAGACUUUUGUUUUGCCUCCGAGUGAUUGCUUUUGACUACCAAGAAACAAUGAUUUGAUAAAAAAUCGGAUGUAUGUUUUUUUAAAAGAUAUAUUUUGUAACAAAAUAAUGCAAUUGCCAGGUACGCUACUACUGAGCCGUGUCUAAUCUUGUGAAUUUUUUCUCUAAGUAUUUCGUAAAUGCUUUUGUCUGUGCGGGGGGAGGAGGGUAGGGUUUCUUUACUUAUACAAAAAUAGCCCUGAUCUCUCCCAAUCCUUUUGUUCCCGAUGAGAAAGGAAGAGCUUUAAGUAUUGAAAAAACCCGCCCUGCACAAGGAUUGGCCAGCGGAAAUCCCGGCCCGCUGCCUUUCCCCCUCCCUUCCCCGCCGACGAUUACGCCUCUUAUCUCUGGAACUGUAUCAGCCACUGGGAGAAGAGGGGCGGAAAAGGGGGGGAGGGGCAGGAACUCUCAACGAACACAGACCGUGUGUUCUCCGGCAGAACUAAACGCAAAAUAUCUCACACCGUGAAGGACUUGCAAGGGGACGAGGGCAUUUUGAAACGACAUUGUUAACAAUAUGGAAAACACUGCUAUUAUAUCCGACCAAAAAUAAAGACAUGUUAAAACA
Catharus ustulatus (Swainson's thrush) is the source of this 1520-nucleotide messenger RNA. RefSeq names its product histone H1.01. Gene Ontology annotation, biological process: nucleosome assembly. Gene Ontology annotation, cellular component: nucleosome. The record is from RefSeq and is a predicted model, not a curated record. The transcript has a single exon. Gene Ontology annotation, molecular function: DNA binding; structural constituent of chromatin. The coding region runs from base 21 to 680 and encodes 219 amino acids. Lineage: Eukaryota; Metazoa; Chordata; Aves; Passeriformes; Turdidae.